This is a messenger RNA of Esox lucius (northern pike), 2081 nucleotides long. It is a transcript of the gene tmprss2, whose product is annotated as transmembrane serine protease 2. Gene Ontology annotation, biological process: acrosome reaction; proteolysis. Gene Ontology annotation, molecular function: serine-type endopeptidase activity; protein binding. NCBI's taxonomy places the organism in Eukaryota, Metazoa, Chordata, Actinopteri, Esociformes, Esocidae. The record is from RefSeq and is a predicted model, not a curated record. The transcript is spliced from 15 exons. The coding region runs from base 305 to 1732 and encodes 475 amino acids. Gene Ontology annotation, cellular component: membrane.
UCGUCAUAAAGUCUUGCCUGGUUAUUGAUUAACAGCCAAGAAUAAAGAAUAUGCAAGGGGCCAGUAUUUACUGUUUGCAACAGAAAUGCUGAGCGAUUUUCAGUUUGCUUUUGACAGAGGUAACUUGGCAGGUCACGCUGUACACAAAAGCUGAGGUGUGGUCAUGGCUGUUCAUUACCAGGAGUAGGCAUAAUGACUCAGUUAGAGGGAGACAGAGGAAGGACUCCAAAUCAGUGUUUGAAAGCAACAGUUGAACAAAUUCAAGAUUUUAUCAUAUGUUACCGGAACACUGAGUGGUGCCGACAUGAACAGUAACCAGUAUGUGAACUAUGGGUUUCAACAGGGGGAGAGAACUGCAAGACCUGUUCCAAAUGCCUUGCCCAAUGCUCUCCCCUCUAUUUACCCUCAAUACACCCCCCAGAUCGUCAACACGCACCACACAGUUACGCAUGGACUACCACAACCAGUCCCAGAACGAAAAGUGAUGAAAAAAAGUCGAUGUAAAUGUAUUGUGGCCUCAGUCCUCAGUGUGUUACUCCUCCUUGGGGCAACGGGAGUGUUGGUUUGGUAUUUCUUAUCCUACCAGUGUAUUUUUGGGAGUUCCUGUAGGGAGGGAGGUAUGUGUCUAAGUGCAUCUCAGUGGUGUGAUGGCGUCAGUGAUUGUCCAGGAGGAGAAGAUGAGACACAGUGUCGUAGGUCUACCUUUCGCCUCUAUGGAUUGAAUUCUGUUCUGCAGAGUUACUCAUCAGACAGUCAGAUGUGGAAGCCAGUGUGUGCUGAUGGCUGGAAUGACAACUUUGGCAGGGCCGUCUGUCAGCAGAUUGGAUACAGCCGUCAGUCCUAUGUUUGGUCUUCACAAAUACACCCAGGCUCUUUGGCUUCUAAGGGCUAUAUGAAGCUGUCUAACUUUGACAUCAAAUUCAGCCUACAGGAACAGCUAACUAGCAGUGCCUACUGCUCAACACAAGCGGUCUCCCUGAAGUGUAUUGACUGUGGUGUCAGUGUAGCUGCCCCUAAGAGCCGAAUUGUUGGGGGGGGCAUUGCAGUGAGUGGGGCAUGGCCAUGGCAGGUUAGUCUGCACUCCGGAGGUCAGCACUUGUGUGGAGGCUCCAUUAUCAGUCCUGAGUGGAUCAUCACCGCUGCACACUGUGUAGAAGUGUUUUCAUCUCCCAAUGACUGGAGAGUGUAUGCUGGCUACCUGACCUUGACCCAGAUGACUUUUGCCCGUGGGAAUUCAGUAGGACGCAUAAUCUCUCAUAAAAACUAUGACAAGCGGACUUACGACAAUGACAUUGCUCUUAUGAAACUCAACCCACCUCUCACUAUGUCAGAUGCGGUGAGACCAGUGUGUCUGCCCAAUUUUGGUCUGAAUCUGACUCUAGAGCGAGAAGCAUGGAUCUCUGGUUGGGGCUCCACUAGGACAGGAGGGUCAGCGGAGGAGAACCUGCGUCAAGCCCAGGUCACCAUGUACAGCAGAAAGACAUGUAAUGCACCGUUGGUGUAUGAUGGACUUGUCACCACCUCCAUGAUCUGUGCUGGUAGACUGGCUGGAGGAGUGGACUCUUGUCAGGGAGAUAGUGGGGGACCAAUGGUGUCCAAGGAGGGUUCAGUAUGGUGGCUGGUAGGAGUCACUAGCUGGGGUGAAGGUUGUGCUUUGAAGGACAAACCAGGAAUCUACAGCAAUGUCACACACUUCCUCCCCUGGAUAUAUGAACAAAUGCAUAAAACCUGAUGUAUAUGCCAAUGAAGAUGGACCCUUUAUCAAAUUCAUGUGUAUUCUGAUAUUGCACUUAGGUAGUAUAGUUUUGGUCUGUUGACCUAAUGAUUUUAAUUCUCAGGGAACAUCCUUUUGACAUCCUUUUGAUUUAUUAAUAAAGUAUAAGAUAUUGUAACAUUUUCAUUAAUGAUAUGAAAUAUAUUUUGUAAUUGGGAUUUUGUAUUGUAGUCCACUACACUAUAUGCAUACACAUAUUAAUAGAGUGCCCAUAGAAAGUCUGUGCCCCUUCAACUUUAUUUUCUACAUUUUGUCUUUUUUGUUGCAGAUUCAUGCACUUAAAAAAAGAUUAAAUAAUAAUCCACCC